CAGUAGCUGUUUACUCGGAUAGGUAAUAGCCUGCUUAUCAAACAACUUGAGAAUCAAUGUUAACUGCUGCUCCACUGUCUGUAAACAUUUUAUGAUAAAGUGAUGAAAAUGCACCUUUUGUAAAAAUGGCGAAUGAAGCAUACCACAUCGGCGCGUCAAUUGCUUCAGAAUCGUACCUGAAUAGCGGGAAAUUAAUUGCCAUCGCUAAGCGUUCGGGAGCAGAUGCCAUUCAUCCUGGCUAUGGCUUUUUGUCGGAAAACGCAGAUUUCGCAGAUCAGGUUUUGCAAGCAGGCGAUAUUCAGUUUAUUGGCCCGAAACCUGAGAGUAUACGUACUAUUGGGGAUAAAAGCGCUGCUAAGGAUUUUAUAAAAGAAUAUGCGCCUUCCAUUCCAUUGAUACCUGGAUAUAACGGGGAAGAUCAGUCUUUAGAAAGAUUAACUGAAGAAGCGAAAAAGAUCGAAUUUCCCAUCCUUUUAAAGGCAUCCGCAGGUGGCGGUGGGAAAGGCAUGAGAGCCGUGUAUAAUAAGAACGAUUUAGAAAAAGAAAUAGAAGCUGCAAAAGGCGAAGCACUUCGGUCGUUCGGUUCAGAUAAACUUAUAAUUGAGAAAUAUUUUGAAAGCAUCAGACAUGUUGAGAUCCAAAUAUUUGGUGAUGAAUACGGUAAUGUUUACCAUAUUAAUGAACGCGAUUGUUCUAUUCAACGGAGGCAUCAAAAAGUAGUAGAGGAAACACCUUCCCCUGCACUCGACGAAGAACUUCGAAAAAUUAUGACCAAUGCGGCGGUUGAUUUAGGUCGUAAAUUAGGUUACAUCGGCGCGGGUACUGCUGAAUUCAUCCUUGAUGAAAAAUCUAGAAAGUUUUAUUUCUUGGAGCUAAACACGCGGUUACAAGUUGAGCACCCUAUUACUGAAGCCAUUUCAGGUUUAGAUUUAGUCGAGCUUCAGUUAUUAGUAGCUCAAGGUGCAAAUUUAAAAGAAUUGGGCGUCCUUGACAAUCUUCAAUUCCAUGGUCAUGCCAUCGAAGUAAGACUAUGUGCCGAAGAUCCUGAUCAAGAUUUUGCACCACGCACUGGUACUAUUCAUAAAUGGAGUACUCCUAUUCAUAGUACGCAAGAACAGAUGCCAGGUGUUCGAUUUGAUACGGGCAUUGAAGAUGGCUCAGAAAUCUCUAGCUAUUACGAUUCCAUGGUUGCCAAAGUUGUUGUCCAUGCUCCUACUCGUUCUGAAGCUAUUCGUCGUAUGAUAACUGUCUUAUCCCGCACAAUCAUUGUAGGCAUCACUACGAAUCAAAAACUUCUGCUUGAAAUUAUGAAAAAUCCUUGUUUUCAUUCGGGUACUUUUGAUACCAACUUUAUCUCUAUUGAAAAAGACCGCUUGUUCCCUCAAGUCCAAGUGGUGGAAUAUUACAAAAAUGCGAUAGUGGCCGCUCUUUUAUUUGAUUGGAGCGUACGUCGUAACCAACAGACUCAUUUACGAAACGUCCAAGCAGGAUGGCGUAAUGUUUAUUGGCGACAUAAGAGGUUAGAUUUUGCCUUGGUUAGCGAUAAGAAUUAUGAGCUGCAAAUACAAUAUAAAUACCUCGGCGAACCCGACCUCAAUAAACGGCAUCAAUUCGAAGCUCAAAUAGCACUUAAGAAAGAUUUACAGCAAACUGAAGAUUUACCAGAGUUGCCAAUUGCUAUCACACUAUUUGAGUGUGAUGUAGGCCAGCAAGUCCCUAGCUCUCGAGGAAUAAAAGGAUGUAAAGGCUUAAUACGCUGUACAAUUGAUGGCGCUCAACAGCAUUUUUAUGUUGCUGAAGAUAUCAAGGAUGUAAAUGAAAAAUCAAUAUUCGUUCAUGAUUUCCAUCAUGGACACCAAAUAGAGCUAAUCAAAAUGGAUCGUCUAAGAAGCAAAGUGGAUGCCACUGAAGUUGAUAAAGUCACUCCUUAUACAACUUCAAUGCCAUGCAGGAUCCUCAAAAUAUUAACUCCUACUGGUACCAUGGUUAAGAAAAAUACACCACUUCUAUCUAUCGAGUCAAUGAAAACUGAGAUCAAAAUUCUUAGCCGUCAUGAGGGAAUCGUUACUAUGAACGUUGAAGAGAAUCAGUUGGUGGAUGCUCGAAUCUUAUUGUGCUCUAUAAAUGACACACAAAAAAAAACAUAAAAAUGCUAUCAAGUUGCCGUGAUAAGGAUGACUGUAAGUUUUAAUUAUUUAAUAAAUUCUCUUUAUUCCUCGCAUUCGAUUGUGGGUUAUAUUGUAAGUGAGAUGCUUCCUAUCGUCCUUCAAAAUAUUUACACUCUCAGGUUCAGUUUAUGUUCCAUGGCUGUAUGAACAUCUAGCAUGUCGGUUGACAUAGUGGGAUCUAUUGUUUAAGAAGGCAAGAUAAAUUUU
Molecule: messenger RNA, 2375 nt
Organism: Mycotypha africana
Lineage: Eukaryota; Fungi; Mucoromycota; Mucoromycetes; Mucorales; Mycotyphaceae
Product: carbamoyl-phosphate synthase L chain, ATP binding domain-containing protein
Exons: 8
Coding region: 126-2147 (673 amino acids)
Cellular component (GO): mitochondrion
Molecular function (GO): metal ion binding; ATP binding; methylcrotonoyl-CoA carboxylase activity
Source: RefSeq, a predicted model, not a curated record